This is a messenger RNA of Juglans microcarpa x Juglans regia, 1173 nucleotides long. Its product is annotated as mitochondrial outer membrane protein porin of 34 kDa-like. Gene Ontology annotation, cellular component: mitochondrial outer membrane. The transcript is spliced from 6 exons. Lineage: Eukaryota; Viridiplantae; Streptophyta; Magnoliopsida; Fagales; Juglandaceae. The coding region runs from base 133 to 963 and encodes 276 amino acids. Gene Ontology annotation, biological process: monoatomic anion transmembrane transport. The record is from RefSeq and is a predicted model, not a curated record. Gene Ontology annotation, molecular function: voltage-gated monoatomic anion channel activity.
UCUGAAAAAAACAUAUGGUCUCUCACCAUAUAUAAAUCAGUCCCUAAACCCCACCGCUCACAGAGCGAGAGCUAUCCCAUCUAUUUCUUCGCCUUUUACUUCGAGUUUCGGAUCUCCAUUUCUCGCGCAACCAUGGGCAAGGGUCCUGGCCUCUACUCUGAUAUCGGCAAGAAAGCCAGAGAUCUUCUCUACAAGGAUUACCAGAGCGACCACAAAUUCACCAUCACUACCUAUUCUCCCACUGGAGUUGCUAUCGCCUCAUCAGGAAUAAAGAAAGGAGAUCUGUUUUUAGCUGACAUUAACACCCAACUGAAGAAUAAAAACAUCACAACUGACAUCAAAGUGGACACGGACUCCAAUCUUUUCACAACCAUUACAAUUGAUGAACCUGCUCCCGGUCUGAAGACAAUUUUCAGCUUAAGAGUUCCUGAUCAAAGGUCUGGCAAGGUGGAACUCCAAUAUUUGCAUGACUAUGCAGGGAUAAGCACCAGCGUUGGGUUGACUGCAAACCCUAUUGUUAACUUCUCUGGUGUUAUAGGAACUAAUCUUGUUGCACUGGGCACAGAUCUCUCAUUUGACAGCAAGACUGGGGACUUCACUAAGUACAAUGCUGGAUUGAGCUUCACCAAUGCAGACUUGAUUGCUUCGUUGACUCUGAAUGACAAAGGUGAUACCCUGAGUGCGUCCUAUUAUCAUUCAGUGAAUCCCUUGAGCAACACAUCUGUUGGUGCUGAGGUUACUCAUAGCUUUGCAACCAAUGAGAAUACAAUCACUGUUGGUACACAGCAUGCAUUAGACCCAUUGACCUCAGUGAAGGCACGGGUGAAUAAUCUUGGCAAGGCUAGUGCUCUCCUCCAGCACGAGUGGCGUCCUAAGUCACUUUUCACCAUUUCUGGGGAGGUAGAUACCAGGGCCAUUGAGAAGAGCGCCAAGGUUGGACUGGCUCUGGCUCUCAAGCCAUGAGUGUGCUGCCCUUUUAUUGUGUGGAGCAUUCAGGUAGGUAUGAGGAGUUUAGAAUAGUUCUGAGAGUGUUUAUGGCUGUAACUUUUAAUUUCUCUUUCGGUGGUUUUGAAUUGUAAAAUAAAUAUUAGAUGGUGUUACAAACCAAUUUGCGAAUUGGGUUCCCACAAUCCCGCCACUCAUUCAACAGGGGAUGAAUAGCUGUUUUGAUUU